AUGGGGUCCAUUAGUAUGAUCUCGAGGAUUGACCAUAUCACAAUUCUACUCUCGGAAGAAGAAUUCAAGAGCCCACCUUCAUGGCUCAGUGAUAACUUCACCAUAAUUGAGGGCGGAAAGCACACCGGCAUGUACAGCGCAAAAUUUUCAAAGAUUGAUUCUAAUUCUUCAAUUUCAGGUCAAGCGAGCCAACUGAAACUCAUUGUGUUCGCCGAUGGCACAUAUCUGGAGCUCUUCAACUGGUGGGCACAGCCACCGGAAGGUCACACCUGGGGAACUAAAAGUCCCGGUCUGAUUGAUUGGAGCAUUUCUUCUAUGUCAACACAAACCCCGGCCGAGCAUUUUCAGGGGGUUAGCCAGCGCUUGAAUAAAGACACCGGCGGAGACGGUAACCUCGGCGUGUCAUUCCCUGAGCCAACAGGACAGGGUAGGACAACACCAGAGGGAUUGAAACUUCACUGGAAAAGAGCCAACCCGGAUUUUCAUAAUGCAUCGGAAACUCCGGACGAGAAAUUCUUCCCGACGGGCCGCUUGGACUCUCCUUUCGUGUGCUACGAUGGGUCUCCUAGGUUGACGAGGCUGAAGUUUGACGAUCCGGCUAGAGUCACGCAUCCAUGUGGUGCAACUGGAGUUGAUCAGGUCGAGGUGGUUGUGCCAUCUUCCCAUGUGAAAAACUAUUUGAGGUUGCUCUCUAGCAUAAUUGGCUCGCCGCCGAGCACAGCUGUGGGCCAGCCAGGCUACAUGUUCAGUCUCGGCUUGCCAGUCGAGAACAAAGGUGAAUGCAGCAUUUGGCUGCAUGGGGAAAGGGAUGGGAAAGAUGAGCGGUGGUUAAGUACCAGGGGAAUUGGUCCACUUAUGCUUAGGUUGCGGGUCAAAGGCCGAGAGGGACACGGGGAGGAGCUUCUUGGGAAGGACGGCUCAGCAACACACGUCUCGCUUGUGUGGUAA
Messenger RNA from Penicillium coprophilum, 948 nucleotides. RefSeq lists its product as uncharacterized. The record is from RefSeq and is a predicted model, not a curated record. The transcript has a single exon. NCBI's taxonomy places the organism in Eukaryota, Fungi, Ascomycota, Eurotiomycetes, Eurotiales, Aspergillaceae. The coding region runs from base 1 to 948 and encodes 315 amino acids.